CAGUCGGUUGUCUAACCCUAUUUUUUAGGACAUUAACGAUUUUUCAUCGUGUUUUUCCCCUUUUUACUAUCACUGUAUUUAAUCCCCUUCUGCAAUUCCAACAAAACCCUAAUCAGGGUUCUUGUAAUAACCAAUCGCCGCCCGAUUCAUCUCUUUUAUUUUCCUUCUAUAACCUCGCUUUUCUCUUACCUUACUGUUUCAACUGUUUUUCGUUUACAACACUUUUUCUCUUCUUCCAUGGAAAACAUUUUCCACAAAUUUUGUUUCUUUAAUUCCUGACAUCUUUUUAAUUUGACAUAUUUCAUCUUUUAAUCUUUAUUUCUUGCUUUGAUCAUGUGGGUAUUUAUUUUUAGUUGUUGCUCUGGUUCAAGUUUUGAUUUUUAUCCUUUCGGUCUGUAAAUAUGGGCUCCACUUGUUAUGUUCUUCAAAAAGCUUAAUUUUGUGAAUCUUUUGGGGUUAGAGCUUGAUUAUUUCAUCUGGGUAGUGAUUAUUUUCUAACUUUGUUGAAAAAAAAGGUUAUGAUCAGUUAGGUUUCUUAAUUAGAUAAUGUUAUCUGAAUUGGGGAGGAGACCGAUGAUAGGUGGAAACGAAGGUUCGUUUGGUGAUGAUUUGGAGAAGGAAAUAGGUUUAUUGCUUCGUGAACAGCGUAGUAGACAAGAGGCUGAUGAUCGUGAGCUCGAGCUUAACUUGUAUAGAAGUGGUUCAGCACCGCCAACUGUGGAGGGUUCUUUAAGUGCAGUUGGUGGCCUGUUUCGAGGUAGUUUUGGUACUAAUAACACAUCCUUCUCGGAGCUUUCUAGGGCUAAACUUGGAAAUAAUAAUAAUGGUUUCCCUUCCGAGGAGGAGCUUAGGUCUGAUCCAGAUUAUCUUUCAUAUUACUAUUCGAAUGUGAAUCUGAACCCCAGGCUUCCGCCUCCUUUGCUUUCUAAGGAGGAUUGGAGGUUGGCGCAGAGAUUGAGAGGAGAGAGUUCGGCAUCGGGUGGGAUGGGAGAUAGAAGGAAAGUGAAUAGAGGACGUGACAAUGGUGGCAAUGGCGCUAGGUCUUUGUUUUCUCAGCCACCUGGGUUCGAUUCAAGGAAACAAGAGAGUGAGCUGGAGCCUCAGAAGGUUCGUGGCUCUGCGGAUUGGGGUGGUGAUGGACUAAUUGGCUUGACGGGAAUAGGACUCGGGAACGAACAAAAGAGCCUUGCUGAAAUCUUUCAGGAUGACUUGGGGAGAGCUACACUUGGCGCAGGGAUUCCGUCACGUCCUGCUAGCCGUAAUGCAUUUGAUGAAAACCUUGAGACCAUCAAUACUGCUGAAGCUGAACUGGCUAAUUUGCAUUCUGGUGCAAAUGUUCAAGGCUCAUCGACUGUCCAGACUAUUGGCCUACCUUCUUCAUAUUCUUAUGCUGCUGCUCUAGGUGCUUCCUUGUCUAGAAGUACCACUCCUGAUCCCCAACUUGUAGCCAGAGCUCCUAGUCCUUGCCCAACCCCAAUUGGAGGAGGAAGAGUUAACACCUCAGAAAAGAGAGGCAUGACUAAUCCAAACUCAUUUUCUGGUGUCUCCUCUGGGAUGAAUGAGUCUCCAGAUCUGGUCGCUGCCUUGUCUGGCAUAAAUUUGUCAGCAAAUGGAGUGAUGGAUGAUGAAAUCCAACUGCCUCCACAGAUAGAACAGGAUGUUGAGAAUCACCGAAAUUAUUUGUUUGCUAUGCAGGAUGGUCAGAAUCAUAUCAAUCAACAGAAAUACUCUAAUAAAUCAGAAUCUGGGCAUUUACAUAUGCCUUCAGCCCAUCAAUCAGGCAAAAUGUCUUACUCUGAUUUGGGUAAGAGUAAUGGAGGUGGCUCAGACUUGAACAACUCAUCCUUAGUAGCUGAUAGGCAAGCUGAACUACAAAAUUCUGGUGUUCCUACUAAUAAUUUAUACAUGAAAGGAUCACCUACAUCCACUCUUAAUGGUGGAAAUGCUUUGCCUGCUCAGUAUCAGCACAUAGACGGUAUGCAAAACUAUGGAUUAAGUGGUUACUCCUUGAAUCCAUCUUUUGCCUCUGUCAUGGCUAGCCAACUUGGUGCUGGUAAUCUGCCUCCAUUAUAUGAAAAUGUUACAGCGGCAUCAGCUAUGGCAGUCCAUGGAAUGGAUUCAAGAGUGCUUGGAGGAGGCUUGGCUGCUGGACAAAAUCUUAAUACUGCAUCUGACUCGCACAAUCUCAGCAGACUUGGGAGUCAAAUGGCUGGGGGUGCUCUUCAGGCCCCUUUUGUUGACCCGAUGUAUCUCCAGUACUUGAGAACAUCUGAAUAUGCUGCUCAGCUUGCAGCUCUUAAUGAUCCCUCAGUGGAUAGGAACUUCCUUGGCAAUUCAUACAUGAAUCUACUUGAACUCCAGAAAGCUUAUCUUGGAGUUCUGCUGUCACCUCAGAAAUCACAGUAUGGCGUUCCAUUAGGUGCUAAGUCUGGUGGUUCUAAUCAUCAUGGCUAUAGUGGAAGUCCUGCAUUCAGGGUUGGUAUGUCCUAUCCUAGUAGUCCUUUGGCAAAUCCUAUUAUUGCAAACUCCCCAGUGGGACCUGGUAGUCCUAUCGGACACAAUGAGCCGAACUUGCGUUUUUCUGGGAUGAGGAACUUAGCUGGGGGGGUCAUGGCACCUUGGCAUUUGGAUGGUAGUAUGGAUGGUAGCUUUGGGUCUUCUUUGCUAGAAGAGUUCAAGAGCAACAAAGCAAAGUGUUUUGAACUUUCAGAAAUUGCAGGCUAUGUCGUUGAAUUCAGUGCGGAUCAGUAUGGGAGCCGAUUCAUUCAACAAAAACUUGAGACAGCCACAACAGAAGAGAAGAACAUGGUUUAUCAGGAAAUCAUGCCUCAAGCUCUUUCUUUGAUGACUGAUGUAUUUGGUAAUUAUGUCAUUCAGAAGUUUUUUGAGCAUGGGCUUGCAUCUCAGCGGAGAGAGCUUGCCAACAAGCUUUUUGGUCAUGUUUUAACCCUUUGCCUUCAAAUGUAUGGUUGCCGAGUGAUCCAGAAGGCCAUAGAAGUUGUUGAUCUGGAUCAGAAAAUCAAAAUGGUUGGAGAGCUUGAUGGUCAUGUGAUGCGUUGUGUGCGUGACCAGAAUGGGAACCAUGUCAUCCAGAAGUGUAUUGAAUGUGUUCCUGAAGAGAAUAUUCAAUUUAUUGUCGCAACAGUCUUUGAUCAAGUUGUUGCCCUUUCAACCCACCCUUAUGGGUGUCGUGUGGUACAGAGAAUUCUGGAGCACUGCAAGGACCCCAAAACACAAAGUAAGGUUAUGGAUGAGAUCUUAGGAAAUGUCAGCAACUUGGCACAGGAUCAAUAUGGCAAUUAUGUUGUUCAGCAUGUCCUGGAGCAUGGCAAGUCACACGAGCGUUCUAUUAUAAUUGAGGAAUUAGCUGGGAAGAUAGUUGAAAUGAGUCAGCAGAAAUUUGCUUCCAAUGUUGUUGAGAAGUGUUUAACUUUCGGUGGCCCUACUGAACGUCAAUUACUGGUGAAUGAGAUGCUUGGCUCUACUGAUGAAAAUGAGCCUCUUCAGGCAAUGAUGAAAGAUCAGUUUGCAAACUAUGUUGUACAAAAAGUUUUGGAGACUUGUGAUGACCAUCAGCGCGAGCUGAUCCUUUCGCGAAUUAAAGUUCAUUUGAAUGCUUUAAAGAAGUACACAUAUGGAAAGCAUAUUGUUGCACGUGUAGAAAAACUCGUUGCUGCUGGGGAAAGGAGAAUUGCUGCUCAGUCUCCACACCCUGCUUAAGUGGCAUAGUAAAGAAAGAUGAUUGUACAGCUAACUGAGGCUAGUAUGAGCUUCCUCUUUUCCUUUCUUCCUUCUGGUAUUUAGAACUAUGACUCUUACCCAUCUUUUAAAGAAGGGUGGAUACAAGUCAAUCAGAAAUAAAGUUGUUGGUUGUACUUGAAACUGUACAUUAUGUAGUUUAUGGUUUAUACAUAAGAGUCGAGCAAGCUGAGGUUCAGAUGUUGAGUGUGCCUGAUGCCCCUGUAGAGGAGAUAAAAAUGACAUAUACAGGUUUUGAAGGGUGUAAAAAUGAUAAAAUGUUGUUGAGGUAGUUUAAGUUUAUAUUAUAACAUGACUGUAAAAAAAUGUUGCCAUGUGGAGAGCUGUUGAUGUGUAGUUGAGGCGGAAUAGUUUUUAUUGUAUGGUUAAUGACUUCUCUCUUUCUUUUCCCUCGAAAA
Molecule: messenger RNA, 4157 nt
Organism: Mangifera indica (mango)
Lineage: Eukaryota; Viridiplantae; Streptophyta; Magnoliopsida; Sapindales; Anacardiaceae
Product: pumilio homolog 2-like
Exons: 9
Coding region: 547-3720 (1057 amino acids)
Biological process (GO): post-transcriptional regulation of gene expression
Cellular component (GO): cytoplasm
Molecular function (GO): mRNA binding
Source: RefSeq, a predicted model, not a curated record